AUGCCGCGUUACGACAAGAUGGUGGUGGAGGUGCGCGGGGAGCAGCGGCGGCGGAGGGGGAGGGGGAGGCGCGCGCGCGGCGGGGAUGCGGAGCGGAGGGGGCGCGCGGACCAGGGUACGCGGGAAGAGGGAGAAGAGGGGGGAACGGAUAGAACAAUGAGAGAAAAUGAAGAGGAUGGAGAGGCGCGAGCGGGGGACGUAGGAGAGGCGGACAGAGAACGAGGCGGCAGGGAGGAGGAGGACGACAACGAAGAGGAGGGGGAAGCGGAAGAGGAAGAAGAAGAGGAGGAUGAGGAGGCGGCAGUGGGGUCGAUAUUCCACGGGCUGUUGGGCAGCUACAGCUUCUACGACCACUGGGUGAGCACGCGCCUGCUGCCGCUGCGCCGCAUCGUGGCCGGCACACUGCAGAUCCGCACGCGCGUGGCCGCCACACGCCGCACCACUGCGCUGCUCGCACACGCCCGGGGCGGGCGCGGAGCAGGGGGAAGGGGCGGGGCAGCGGGGGGAGCGGGAGGAGCCGGAGGGGGAGCGGGAGGAGCGGGGUUUGGAGGGAAUGAGUGGCCGCAAACGCAGAUUCUUAUCGGUGCGUCGUUCAACUACUCGAAGCUGUUCUUCCUGGAUUGUAUCACGGGCAUGGUGUCCGUGGGGGGCAGCGAUGUGCUGCACGCCUGCACGUUCCUCCCCUGCGUGCCGCCCUCCCACCCGCGCACCUGCCCGAAUCCUCUGGCUUCAGAGGUUCCCCUCGCAGUAGCAGACGCGGUGCAGCAAGCGCCGUCUCCUGCAUUGCAGGCAGGCGAAGGAGGUGAUGGAGCGUCAGCUACUGACGCAUCAUCUGAGGCACCAUCAAGAGUUCCAGGCAGCAGCGACAGCAACGGCAGUGGCAGCAGCAGCAGCAGGGAUGGCAUGGUGAUGUGGCUGGAGGAAUACGCAUGGAGGCUGGCUAACGGGUGGUACAGGGUACGCACAGUGGUAGAUGACAUCCCAGCUAGAGGCAUCUGCCUGUUCCCCGAGCAGACUCCUCUGUGCUCCAUGGCUGUCACCAGAGGGGUGUGUGUGCGCGCCUCUGCUCUCUUCGUGCCGGAAGUGGCGCCGCUGGUGCUGCCACGGCCGUCUGCUGCAUUUGAUUCCGCCUCUGCUGCUGCUGUUCCUGCUGCUGCUGCUGCUGCUGCUGCUGCUGCUGCUGCUGCUGCUGCUGCUGAUGGUGGUGUUCCUGCUGGUGACGCUUCUUCUGGUGGGGGGGAUGAGGAGGCAGAGGCUGCGGCCGCCUCUACUGCUGCCUCACACUCAUCAGCAUGGGCUGCUCACGCUAUGAGCAUUGACCACAGCACCGGCCAAUCAGAGGGCUCUGCCGGUGACAUGUCAGCGUGCCAGCUGCGCUCGCGCCAUUGGGUGAUCAAGGAGGAAGGGGAGGUGGUGGCGGAGGUGAGGGGGGAUGCAGUGGUGGGCGAGUAUCCCAUUUUGAGGCGCGGAGGCAGUGAGUUUGUGUAUCAGAGCUGUUCCCAAAUGACUGGGCAGUGGGGAACUAUAGAAGGGGAUUUUACGUUUGUCCCCGGGGGGCUAAUGAGGCCGACCGGAGCGGAUUUUGAUGCAGCAGUUGCGCCGUUCCCCCUGCAAGUGCCCGACUUCGUUUUUUGA
Molecule: messenger RNA, 1635 nt
Organism: Closterium sp. NIES-65
Lineage: Eukaryota; Viridiplantae; Streptophyta; Zygnematophyceae; Desmidiales; Closteriaceae
Source: the annotation of a GenBank genome assembly